AGAGCGCGCGGCGCGGCGCCAGAGCUGGACACUGUGCGCGCAUUCCUCAUUCAGAGUGCACUGUAAAAGAAGAACCAAUAUCCUCUUUUUAAUUACACCACUGUGUUGUUCUCGUGGCUCAAACCCGCAACUUAAAUCGUAAUUAAUUCUGAGGAGGCUUUGGGAGCAGGACGACACUCAAUCAUCCCGGGACCGGAGUGAAACCUCAACGCGCAAGGGAAUAAUUAGUAGCCCGUGUGUGACAGCGUUGACAGACUCGAGAAAAGACUGUGGAGCAGAGAGGACAAGUGGGGACUGACUGAGCCUGCGAAGUUUCUCCGUGUGUGUGUGUGUGUGUAUAGCUGUUCUUGAGGAGCGGAGAGAAAGUGUUGUGGAGGGUAGCUCCUCUCCAAUGCGUCGGUUCCCCGUACACUGAUGGACUGAGCACGGUGACAUUUGGAAUAGCCUUCCCCUGUUUUCAUCAGUUUUAGACGAUAUCUCAGACCGAAAUGCUGCCCUGCAUCAUAAUAAUCGGCUUGUUUCUGACUGCGGCCCGAUCCCAAGAUCUCUAUCCCUCACAGGCAUCAUCCUCUAUAAGUGAGUCUUGUGACUCCUUGUGCUCCUGCGAGGGAAAAGAUGGCAUCCUUCAUCUUAACUGUGAGCAAAGAAACAUCAGCAAAAUCUCCCAAAUCAAAGUCCCGUCAGGUGUGCCCUUCCACCUGAACCUUUACAAAAAUGACUUGGUUGAGCUCCGCGCCGAGGAAAUGGAAGGGCUUAAAAAUGCCCUUUCACUGCACAUUGGGAGUAAUAGCAUUCAAGAGCUGGAACCAGGGGUCUUUAGCAGUCUCGGUUCACUGAAAAAACUCCACAUAAAUAGCAAUUUCCUUGUCACUCUGAAAGAGGACACUUUUCAAGGUCUGGUGAAUUUGGAGUUUCUCCAAGCUGACACAAAUUUCAUUCAGGUCAUCGAGCCCGGGGCCUUCAACAAACUGAUCCGCCUCAAGGUCCUCAUCCUCAAUGAUAAUUCCAUCGAGUUUUUACCUAACAACAUUUUCCGGUUCGUGCCCCUCACCCACCUGGACUUACGUGGCAACAACCUCCAGACGCUGCCUUAUGUGGGCUUUUUGGAGCACAUCGGACGGAUAAUGGAACUUCUCUUGGAGGACAACAAGUGGAUCUGUGACUGUGAUAUUUUACACUUAAAAAUCUGGAUGGAGAAUAUGAGGUCCCAGUCAGCAAUCGGGGAUGUAGUCUGCAGCACACCACAUCACCUAAAGGGGACCAUUCUGGCUAAAGUCAAGCGGGAUGUUCUCUGCCCGUCCCAUGCAGAUAUUAACUUGGAGGAGCCCUCAAAGUCACUGGAUAUGGUUGUUACUCCCUCGUCCAAAGUGUCUCAGAGUCCCAAGUUGAUUGACGCCAAAGAUGAUGCCAAGGUACCGACACCGUCUCACAUUCCCGGCAGUCCUUGUGUGGAGCACUGUUCUUGUCACAAUCACCCUGUGGCUGGGUUUUUGAUGCAUUGUCAGGACAGAGGCAUUCAAAAGGUAUCAGAUAUCGGAAUACUUCAGCAAAGCCCGACCAAACUAGUCAUGACGGGAAAUAUGAUUCAGAAACUCUUGAAGUACGAUUUUGUCACAUAUGAUAGUUUAGAGCUGCUUAACUUGGCGAACAACAGGAUUGAUUACAUUGAUAAUGAAACUUUCCUUAGCUUGAGCAGUUUGAAAAAACUGUAUUUGAAUGGCAACAGAAUUGAAAAACUGUUCUCCACAAUGUUUGUGGGGCUCCACAACCUUGAAUACCUGUAUCUGGAAUACAACCUUAUCAAAGAGAUUGCUCCAGGCACAUUUAAUCCCCUGCCAAACCUGAAGCUGUUGUCAUUAAAUAACAACCUGCUCAGCUCUCUUCCAGCACAGAUAUUUCGCAAUGUGCCCCUCACCAAAUUAAACUUGAGGAAAAACCUACUUAUGCACCUGCCAGUGAGCAACGUGCUUGAUCAACUCGACUCGCUAGAGCAAAUUUAUUUAGAGGACAACCCCUGGGACUGCAGCUGUGACUUGCUCAGCCUCAAACAAUGGGUGGAGAAACUCAGAAAGGACACGGUGGUUGGCUCCAUUUAUUGUCACACCCCAAAGAAGGUGAUGCAGGCUGAACUGAGAGGCCUUCGUCAUGAGGUGCUAUGUCCCGGUCUGGGGACCUACUACCCUAUGUCCCCAGAUGGGGAGGAGAGCGUGACCGCCACUCUGGGGCCCGACAGCAUUGGCAAGGGUUUGUUCAGCUCACUCACGGACACUGUCCCACUCUCUGUGCUCAUCUUAAGCCUUCUUAUGUUUGUCCUAAUGAUUGUAUUCUGCUCAGCCGGAUUGGUGGUGUUUGUGGUGCACCGACGGCGGAGAAGGGCAAAGAGAAAAGCAGCAGAGGAGCAGCCCAGAGAAAACACCAGCAGUAGUCCCAUCCACUUACAUUACAGCAUGUACGGGCAGAAAACCACACACCACACUCUGACACAAAGAACAGGGUCUGCCACUCUGUAUGAAGACAGAUCACAUAGUCCUAUUGUGCAGAUCUGUCGCAACCCCACCUACUGCUCCCAGCACAAGGAGCACGACACAGAUUUGGAUUAUGGCCUCGACGACCCCAACACCAAGCAUCACGUCUGCCGGAGUAUCAUGGAGAAGGAGAACACUUCUCCACUCACAGGAAACCCCAGCUCAAAGUUCCGACCCAUGACAGGCGAGUGCCCUGCAGAGUUCGUCACGCUCGGGAAUCCCAACUCCUUGUACAGGAACAUUCUUGAGAGGGAGAAGGAGCUGCAGCAGCUUGGAAUAACGGAGUACCUUAGGAAAAACAUGCCCCAGCUUCAGUCUGCUGUAGACAUGCAAGUCCCUGGGCACCAGGAGGAGUUAAAGCUAAUGGAGACAAUUAUGUACUCGAGACCACGCAAGGUCAUGCUUGAGCAAACUAAGAAUGAGUACUUUGAACUCAAGGCUAACUUGCAUACUGAGCCAGACUACUUGGAGGUUCUAGAGCAUCAAACUGCAUUUAACUGAACUUAAGCAGAAAACAACAACAACUAUAACUAUAUAUUAUGUUUUGAACCAAGUAGUGCCUUGUCCUGUUUGCCCUCCCGUACUUUCCACAGUGUGAGAUCUAUAUAUCAUGGGCACAUCACUUUUAGUUAAUUGUAGCACAGAAUGUAACUGGUUUAGUUUGUGUUACUUUUCGUCUGUUGACAGCCAUGUUAUGUAGCUGGUGAAAGGUGUAGUAAUGUUGGCCAAAUGUAACGUAAAGCUAUCAAAGUGUGUUGACCGGGCCUGGGUUUGAAACCCUCUUUGAAAUCCACUCAAUCAGCUUUUGACUUUGAAUUGAUCCGCACAGCUCACCCAGAUGUUUGAAAAGAAGCGGGUGAAUUUCAAUCACCACUUGACCCAGAAUUGCUGUGUAAUCAGCCUAACCUGGGUAUGACCUGAUUACACCCUCUGUCAACAUAAGCCAGCUGGAAUGCUGUAACCAGAAUGCUCAUUGUGCCGUAGAGUCAGCGAAAUGCCAACUGUAAAUAGGAAAACAGUGGUAGGAGUGUGGUUCCACUGCUAUUCUGUCAGCUCCGUUUCAUCGAUCCAACACACUGCACAGAUGCAGUCAUAGGUCUUUUAUUUAUUUUUUAUAAAAAAAACUGGUGACAUUCACAGAAAGGAUGUUUUAUUUUCUUUCAAUCAGUAAACACAGCACUUAAAGUAUAUUAUACACAACUGUAAUCUUGUAAAAAAAAAUGCAUUGCACUAAUCAAAUGCCAUAAGAUGGUGCAUGACAAUCAACAGAGUCCUGCUGAAACUUUUUGUUUGUUUGUUUUGUUUUUUUUCUGCCCGAAACGACGAGGCACACAUGUGUAUGAUACUUCAGUAUGUUUGUGUGUGUGUGUGUGUGUGUGUGUGUGAGCGGAUGUGAGAUUUUGUUUCAUGUCACUGUUUUUUAAGUCUGACAAGAGCUUCUUCCUCAUGCUGAUUGGCUGAUUUGGAACAGUUGUGAACUGAUUAGAGGCGGGGCAUACUCACCUGUGAGCACAUGUAUGCUCACUGACGAGCAACAUCAACCCAAAAGCUCCAGUUUUCCACGCAGACAACCUGCCAACUGACUUCAGCCAACUUUGCUCUGUUUCUCAGCUCAUAUUAAAGGAACGGACUGCUGGCGACCAACAUGUGGACAUUGUCAGACUUUACACUACACACUUCAUUCAUGGAAACAUUUGAAACGGUUCAUGUAAGCACACACUCUGUAGCUUUUCUACUUUAACUAGAUUUAAUUAUUUAUUCUGUAUAUUUUGUAUAUACUUAUGUUCCAUUAUAUCUUUUGUUUUUUUUUGUGUGCCUUCAGUGCUGUACAGAAUAUAAAGAGAAGCUGUAACUGAUAAACAGGAAAUAAAGAGUUGCAAUAUUACAUUAACUUGGAACUUGGA
This is a messenger RNA of Cottoperca gobio, 4429 nucleotides long. RefSeq names its product SLIT and NTRK-like family, member 6 (gene slitrk6). NCBI's taxonomy places the organism in Eukaryota, Metazoa, Chordata, Actinopteri, Perciformes, Bovichtidae. The transcript is spliced from 2 exons. Gene Ontology annotation, biological process: positive regulation of synapse assembly; axonogenesis. Bases 489 to 3026 code for a protein of 845 amino acids. Gene Ontology annotation, molecular function: protein binding. The record is from RefSeq and is a predicted model, not a curated record.